AUGGGGAAGGUGUCGCUUCUGGUGCUGCUGCUGGUUUUGCGGACAAUCCUGGAAGGCAAGCAGCGCCCUUCCCCGCUCUGCGAGUGCUAUCAGGAGGGCAACUUCCGAGUUACCUGCAAGGAUAUCCACUUCAUUCCCAGCCUCCCUCAGAAUACCCAGACAUUGAAGUUCACAGAGACUCAUCUGAAAACCAUUCCUAGUGAUGCGUUUGCAAGUCUGCCCAACAUUUCCAGAAUCUACUUAUCCAUAGAUGUAACUCUACAAAGACUGGAGGCCCAUUCAUUCUACAAUUUGAGUAAGAUGACUCAUAUAGAAAUUCGAAAUACUAGGAGCUUAACUUCCAUAGAUCCUGAUGCCCUAAAAGACCUGCCUCUCUUAAAAUUCCUUGGCAUUUUCAAUACUGGACUUAAAAUAUUUCCUGACCUUACCAAAAUUGAUUCAGCUGAUGUGUUCUUUAUACUGGAAAUUACAGAUAACCCUUUUAUAACUUCGAUUCCUGGGAAUGCUUUCCAAGGGCUGUGCAAUGAGACCUUAACUUUGAAACUCUAUAAUAAUGGCUUCACCUGGGUCCAAGGACAUGCCUUCAAUGGGACAAAGUUGGAUGCUGUUUACUUAAAUAAGAACAAAUAUCUGACCGUGAUCGAUGAAGAUGCUUUUUUGGGAGUACACAGUGGACCUACCCUGCUGGACAUCUCUUACACUAGUGUUACUGCCCUACCACCUAAGGGUCUGGAGUAUCUGAAAGAACUGAUAGCAAGAAACACUUGGACUCUUAAGAAGCUUCCCUUUUCUUUGAGUUUCCUUCACCUGACACGGGCUGACCUGUCCUAUCCAAGUCACUGCUGCGCUUUCAAGAAUAGAAAGAAAAACAAAGGAAUCCUUGAGUCGCUAAUGUGCAACCAGAGCAGCAUUCAGAGCUUGCGUCAGAAGAAAUCUGUCAAUGCCUUGAAUGGUCCCUUCUACCAGGACUACGCAGAGGAACCGAACCACACAAAUGCAUUGUAUGAGGGAGACUCCACAGUACAGGAUUUCCACAGCAAUUCCCAUUAUUAUGUCUUCUUUGAAGAACAGGAGGAUGAGAAUAUUGGAUUUGGUCAAGAACUUAAAAACCCUCAAGAGCUGAUUAUACAGGCAUUUGAUAGCCAUUAUGACUAUACUGUGUGCGGAGGCAAUGAAGAUGUGGCAUGCUCCCCAGAGCCAGACGAAUUCAACCCCUGUGAAGAUAUAAUGGGAUAUAAGUUUCUUAGAAUUAUAGUGUGGUUUGUCAACCUGCUGGCUCUCCUUGGAAACUUCUUUGUCUUGUUUAUUAUCCUUACCAGCCACUACAAACUUACUGUCCCACGCUUCCUCAUGUGCAACUUGGCCUUCGCUGACUUCUGUAUGGGGAUCUACCUGCUCCUUAUUUCUUCUGUUGACCUCUAUACCCGCUCUGAGUACUACAACUAUGCCAUCGACUGGCAGACUGGCUCUGGUUGCAACACGGCUGGAUUUUUCACUGUUUUUGCCAGUGAGCUCUCUGUGUACACACUGACAGUUAUCACACUAGAGCGCUGGUACGCCAUCACUUUUGCCAUGCGCCUGGACAGGAAGAUCCGCCUACGGCACGCAUACAUAAUCAUGUUAGGUGGGUGGGUUUGCUGUUUCCUUCUAGCCCUGCUUCCAUUGGUAGGAGUCAGCAGUUACGUCAAGGUUAGUAUCUGCCUCCCCAUGGACACAGAGACUCCCCUUGCUCUUACCUACAUCGUUGUAGUUCUGUUACUGAACGUCAUUGCUUUUAUCAUCAUCUGUGCCUGCUAUGUAAAAAUUUACAUCACUGUCCGAAAUCCCCAGUACAGCCCAGGUGACAAAGAUACUAAAAUUGCCAAGAGGAUGGCUGUGCUGAUCUUCACUGAUUUCAUGUGCAUGGCCCCAAUUUCCUUCUAUGCUUUGUCAGCUGUCAUGAACAAGCCCCUCAUCACAAUUAGCAACUCAAAAAUCUUGCUGGUCCUUUUCUACCCACUUAACUCAUGUGCCAAUCCAUUCCUCUAUGCCAUCUUCACCAAGGCUUUUCGGCGAGAUGUUUUCAUUCUACUGAGUAAGUUUGGUAUCUGUAAGCACCAGGCCCAAAUCUACCGAGGGCAGACAAUCUCUCCAAAGAAUAGCAUUGGUAUUAAUGGCCAGAAAGGUUUUCGGGGAGCAGGGAAGGCUCUUGCCAAUGUGCAGGAUGACUAUGAACUAUUCGAAAAUGUUCAUCUGACCAAAGGCGAGCAGAACCAACUCAAGGUAGACUGCAAACUGACAGUUCUAUAA
Trichosurus vulpecula (common brushtail) is the source of this 2289-nucleotide messenger RNA. It is a transcript of the gene TSHR, whose product is annotated as thyroid stimulating hormone receptor. Gene Ontology annotation, molecular function: protein binding; thyroid-stimulating hormone receptor activity. The transcript is spliced from 10 exons. Gene Ontology annotation, cellular component: membrane. Bases 1 to 2289 code for a protein of 762 amino acids. The record is from RefSeq and is a predicted model, not a curated record. Lineage: Eukaryota; Metazoa; Chordata; Mammalia; Diprotodontia; Phalangeridae. Gene Ontology annotation, biological process: G protein-coupled receptor signaling pathway.